GCAGCUGACGCCUGUCUUCAUCGCAGGACUCUCGUUCUUCUUCCUGCACGAGAGAUAUCGGGCCUGCCAGCUCCUGUGGCUGGUCGUGGCUGUUGCUGGCUCUGUCGUCACCGCUCGGAGCGACCUGAAGGAGUGUCACGGAGGCGGUUGCUCAGGCUCCCUCCCCUUAGUGGGCGACUUGCUGGUCGUAGUGACCUGCAUCACAGCAGCCCUCUACAUGGUUCUCUUCAAGCUCAUCUUCGUCCGUGGCUGUGACUGGCAGACUUUCUUCACCUACUUCAUGGUGAAAGGCAUGGCCGUGGCUAUUGUGGGAGGCAUUGGCCUGUUGUUCCUGCCACAAUCCCAGCUUGGACUUCCCAAAAGUGCUAUUGGCUGGAAAUACCUCUCCAUCAACAUGGUCAUGAACAUAGCCUUCAACCUAUCCCUGGCCUGGGGGAUGUUAGUCGUGUCUCCCUUGGCCUGUCGCCUUUUCGUCUUGCUUGGCCUCCCGGUGUCGCUGCUUCUGGAUUCUGUGAUGGGAGUUGAUGUAAGCUUCCAGCGCAUACUCGGCGUUCUGCUGGUCACAUGUGGCGUUGCUGGCUUUGAGGCAUCUUCAGCCAAAAACAAGACCCCUGAUUUUCCCACGAGCGAGCUUGGCGAGCUCGAGGUGGAGAACGUGCCCUCAGACGUCCAUGAAGAUGAGGCGGAGUGCAUUGCCGCCCCCCAGGUGGUAGCAGAGGUUAGCGAAACCUCCCAGUCAUCGUCAUCAUCUUCCCAGGGUAGGCCACGCUUGCUGAGUCCCGUGCUGUCAUCUUCCAUCUUUUGCGCGCUGGCAACCAGCUUGUGCAUAGGUGGUUUCAUUGUUGCAAGCCUUGGAGGGGCCUGA
Molecule: messenger RNA, 865 nt
Organism: Symbiodinium pilosum
Lineage: Eukaryota; Dinophyceae; Suessiales; Symbiodiniaceae
Source: the annotation of a GenBank genome assembly